AUGAAUUCUAUUUUAUUGGUUCGAACUUAUAGUUCUAAUACUUCUUGCACAAUAAGAAAAAGCGCAAAGAUAAUUAGAAAUGAAUUUUUGGAUUAUUUUAGAAAAGAUUUAGGACACACUUUUAUUCGUUCAAGUCCUGUUGUACCACUAAAUGAUCACACAGUUGCAUUUGUUAAUGCUGGCAUGUGUCAAUUUAAAGGGGUUUUCUUAAAUUAUUAUGAUCAUCCUGCAAUGAAAGUUACAAAUUCACAAAAAUGUAUAAGAGUUAGUGGGAAACAUAAUGAUCUAAAUGUAGUUGGAAAUGAUACUUAUCAUCAUACAUUUUUUGAAAUGCUAGGAAAUUGGUCUUUUGGAAGUUACUUUAAGGAAGAAGCUUGUCAUUAUGCAUGGGAUUUAUUAACAAAACAUUAUGGUAUUAAUAAAGAAUUCUUAUAUGUAACAUAUUUUGGUGGAGAUGAAAAAUUAGAAUUAAAACCUGAUUUAGAAUGUAAAGAUAUUUGGUUAAGUAUUGGUGUACCAAAAGAGAAAGUUCUUCCAUUUGGGUUGCAAGAGAAUUUUUGGGAAAUGGGAAUUUCAGGACCAUGUGGUCCUUGUACAGAAAUUCAUGUAGAUCAUACAAAACAAUUCACAAAUCGAUCUAUGCAAGUUAACAAAGGUCUUACAAAUCUUACAGAAUUAUGGAACAUUGUUUUUAUACAAUAUGUACGAUUAGCAGAUGGUACAAUAACACCUUUAUCAAAACAACAAGUAGAUACUGGCAUGGGGUUUGAAAGAUUAGUUGCAUUAUUACAAGGGAAAGAUUCAAAUUAUGAUACAGAUAUUUUUCAACCACUUUUCAAAACUAUUCAAAAAUAUGCAAAAGUGCCAGAAUAUAAAGGUAAAUUCUACAAUGAUAUAGAUGGACUUGAUAGUGGAUACAGAAUAUUAGCUGAUCAUAGCAGAAUGAUUACUGUUGCAUUAGCAGAUGGAAUGGUUCCAGAAAAAAGCAAUAAACUGAGAAGAAUAAUAAGAAAAUCAGUUGAUAUAAGUGAAAAAGUAUUUAAAAAACAAGGAAUACUUUUGGAACUUUCAUAUGCUGUAGCAGAAAGUUUAGGUGAUGUUUAUCCAGAAUUGCAUGAAAAUCUUAAAAUGGUACAGAAAAUUAUUGGAUUUGAAGAAGAACUAUAUAUAAAAUUACAACGCACUUCUGAUAAACAAUGGAAAAAAAUUUGUGAAACAAGAUCUCAAUUGAAAUUGGUUACUGACUGGGUAGCUCCAGGUCUACUAGAUGGAUAUAACUACCUACAACAUGCUAUUUAUAAUUUGAACAUUACUAAUGUAUUACCAGGAAAUGUUGCUUUUAAGUUGUAUGAUACAUAUGGUUUACAUGCAAAGACUAUAGAUGAAUUAGCAAAAAUUGAAUCUCUAUAUUUUGAUGAAGCAACUCUUCAAACAGAAUUAGAAAAUCUUAAGAAUCGAUCAAGAAUUGGCAUUUUACAGAGUAGUGUAACAGCUCUAGAAGAAUCUGUAAAACUAUUUGAAAAAAAUGAUGUACCUAAGACUGAUGAUAGCUUUAAAUAUGAAUAUGUUUUUGAUGGAAAUAGUUACCAGUUUCCUAAAGUAGAGGGUAAAAUUGUAGGAGUGAUUGUAAAUGAAAAUGUAAUAUUAAGUAAAGCAAAUGAAAGUGCAAAUGAAUAUAUAUGUCCAACGGUUGAUGAAACAAUUGCAAACUGUAGUGCUAAAUUAAAUAAAAAUUAUAUUGGAAUUGUAUUGGAUAAAACAGUAUGUUAUUCAGUAGAAGGUGGACAAACAUCAGAUAAGGGCUCCAUUUGUAUUAAAGACUUGACUUUUAGUAUAACUGAUGUAAGAAAGAUCAAUGGAUAUGUUAUACACUAUGGAAAUUUUUUACAAAGUGAUUUAAAAAAACAGAAUGAAGAAUUUAAAAUUGGAGAUCACUGUGUUGUUUCCAUUAUUCCUGAAUUUCGAAUUGAGUUGAUGCAACAUCACACUGGAGCACAUUUAUUAAAUGCAUGUCUAAAACAGAUUAUGAAAGCAGUUUAUCCACGUAAUUCUCGUAUUUUUCCACAUAGUUUAAAGUUUUUAUAUAAUUCAUUUGGAGAAAAGCCUUCUCUUGAACAAUUACAAGAAAUUGAAAAAGUUAUAAAUAAUGUUAUAAGAGCUAAUGUUCCAGUUACUACAAGAGUAUUAAAUGCAUUGGAAUUAUUAGCAGAAGACUUUGUAACUUUAACACCAGGAGAAAUUUACCCUUACAAAGACAUCAGGGUUGUGGAAAUUGACUUUCAUGAUUUAAAAUCAAAGGAAGCAUGUUGUGGCACACAUGUAUCUAAAACAGGAAUACUAGAAUAUUUUUGUUUCCUCGAUUAUUUUUCAAAAGGAGCAUCAAAUUUUAAAAUUGAAGCAGCUGUAGGGUCACAUGCAACACUUGCCAAAUUGGCAGGAGAAAAGCUGCAAUCGAAAAUUUUAGAUUUAGAAAAUAAAUUGAGAAGUGAAAAACUUGCAUAUCAAGCAUUUAGAUCAAUUAGCAACGAAAUUAAGGAUGAAAUAAAAGUUAGCAAAGAAGUGUCAGUACCAUAUGUCAUUGAAGAAGAAUGCUUAAUGAAAUUAAAUAAUUUAGAUAAACUUGCUCGAUCCCAAACAAAAUGA
This is a messenger RNA of Habropoda laboriosa, 2643 nucleotides long. RefSeq names its product alanine--tRNA ligase, mitochondrial (gene AlaRS-m). Gene Ontology annotation, biological process: tRNA modification; alanyl-tRNA aminoacylation. Lineage: Eukaryota; Metazoa; Arthropoda; Insecta; Hymenoptera; Apidae. The record is from RefSeq and is a predicted model, not a curated record. Gene Ontology annotation, cellular component: cytoplasm; mitochondrion. The transcript has 10 exons. Gene Ontology annotation, molecular function: aminoacyl-tRNA deacylase activity; alanine-tRNA ligase activity; nucleic acid binding. Bases 1 to 2643 code for a protein of 880 amino acids.